Messenger RNA from Australozyma saopauloensis, 2493 nucleotides. RefSeq lists its product as uncharacterized. Gene Ontology annotation, molecular function: GTPase activator activity. NCBI's taxonomy places the organism in Eukaryota, Fungi, Ascomycota, Pichiomycetes, Serinales, Metschnikowiaceae. The record is from RefSeq and is a predicted model, not a curated record. Gene Ontology annotation, biological process: small GTPase-mediated signal transduction. Bases 1 to 2493 code for a protein of 830 amino acids. Gene Ontology annotation, cellular component: cytoplasm; division septum; plasma membrane. The transcript has a single exon.
AUGUCGUUUGCGGAAUCGUUUUGGACCGGCGACUACGAGACAGGAUACCUGGCGCUCUUCGCCGAGCUCAACGAAGGUAUCAGAGAAAACCUGGACUUCGUAGCGCUCUUUACGCGCCGUGCAGAGAUCGAAGCAGUCUACGGAUCCCAAUUGGAAGCUUUCGAGUCGCUGUUCAAAGUAUCCAGCACCAGACAUGCCGACAUAGACUACGUGUCGACCAUCAAAAAUGCCUAUGAAGAAAGUUCGACCAAUUUCGUGCGUCAGGGCGCCUACCAUCUCCAAAUCGCAGGAACCAUCCAAGAAACAGUAAUUGAGCCGUUCAGCAAGUGGAGUGGCGAGCACGAGGAACGUGUAGGAUACUCGGAGCUGGUAAUUCGUGACAAGUACAAGCAAUACGUCGCUGCUCGCGCCGCAUUGGAGAAGUUACAGAAACGGUACUUCAAUAAGUGUAGAGUGGUAGAGGAGUUCAAGUCCCGCUUCAAUGACGAAGAGCUUGCAGAGGCGGUGGAGGAUAGCUCCGUGAGUGAGCUUUCGACACUCCGCAUAGAGGGCGACGAGGAGAGUGAUGGCGGGCAAGUGUAUUCUCUCGGAGACGUAAAGUUCGACAGUAAAAGCAUCAAGCAGUUUUUGACAGACCUCAUUUCCAACGUCGAGUUGACGUCGCACAAGGUGCCGAUCUUGGGUACUUACUACAACGUUUCCACCGGUAGUGCCAUCACUCAAUGGAUGCUCGAUAAUAUGCCCGAGUUACGUGGAAACAUCUCCAAGGCCGAGCUGUGCGGUCAAGGCUUGCUUGCUAAUGGAUUCCUCCGCAGCGUUGGAUAUGUAGGGGGCUCAAAGAACUUCAUCAACCUGUCGCAAUUCUUCUAUCAGUGGAAACCAUGCGUGUUUGAAAUAACCCAGAUUUCGGAGUUCGAUAUCUCCAACGCGGGCAAAAGCACAAACUACGACCCGGUCUUGGCUCUGGCCAACAGAAACGCCCAGAUUUCGAAUUACUUCGAGGACGUUAAACAAGCCAUCGGUGUCAACUCCGUAGACUACUCUGACAAGGCGCAAUACCCUAAGCUCCUCAAAGAGGUGGAAUCGCUCGACUCGCAAUAUUUUGAGAGCGUCCGCAAUUUGGAUGCCAUCCGUUGUGACCUUGAGGAGGUCAUUAUGGACCACUAUUCGUUCAUGCAAAAAUGUGAGUUGGACAGACUUCGUGCGAUUAAAAAGGCCAUGUACGACUUCGUCUCCUCCUUCGCCAGUCAAGUUCCUGCUAUGAAGCAGACCUUCGAGGCCAUUUCGCUCAUAGAGGAGACCAUUCGCCCGGCGCGUGACUUGAAGUUCCUUAUCGAAAAUUAUGCCACAGGUAGUUUCAGACCCCAUGUGCCAUUGUACGACAAUUACUACAAUUCCAACAUUAACCAGACGUUUGGUGUCGAUCUCAGCGUCAGAGCGCGUUUCGACAAAAAGGCUGUUCCAACACUUAUCCAGACAGUGCUCUCAUAUCUUGACUCGAUUUAUCCCGAGCUCAAGAACGACGAGGAGAGAGUCAACCUAUGGAUCCAGCCAGUGCAUUUGUCUAGUGUUCACAAGCUCCGGUCCAAAUUGAACGGGCUCAGCGACCCUGGCCAAAUUCUUGAUCACAUAAAACUGAGCGAACAUGCCACCGUCGUCAACGUGCUCAAGUUGUACUUCCUCGAACUUCCAGACCUGAUCGUGCCCAACAGUUACUUUGAUUUGAUCAAGACAUUGUACCAAAACUACCCUGUGGGAUCCGAAGAUGCAAACACAGAUAAACCUCGUAUCACUGGACUUCAGAAUUCGUUGACAGAUCUUCCGGUCUGCAACUUGGCAACAUUGGAUGCUAUAUUGACGCACUUGAGCCGUUUGGUGCAAAUCAUCAGUUCAAAGAAUGAGGAGCUCAGCACAUCGUUGAAGCAAAGGCUUUGCCGCGAGUUCGGUUCUCUCGUGCUCAGCCCGAAAAAAGAGGACAGCUCACUUAAUGGAAAGAGUGUUCACACAUUCAAGGUCGCGUUGGAACAGCUCGAGCAGAAUUUCAUCUCGGAUUUGUUUGACCACAAGGAGAGCAUUUUUGGUGAAUUAAGGCGCCGGAACUCGUUACGUCCUCAGCGUACCAACUCCGACAAGAGCUUUUCAGAAAGACAGGGAACAAGAGUCAUCUCCGUUGGAAACAAGGAGAUCCAUCACUCUAUUCCUAGAAAAAACACUGCCCAGACGUCACAGACACGCCUAGAAAGCAGGUUGAAGAACGCAGUGAAAUUAGUCUCAGAGAAGAACACCGCUGAGACAGAAGCGGAGGUUGAGCCAACAACGCCGGAAAAGCCACCAGUGCCCGCCAAAUCUGACCCGACGACUCCUCAGACCUCUACGCCUUCGUCAGCUUUGAGACGGUCAGUUUCUCCCAGUAAAAGAAAAGGCCUCAACACCUUUUUGGAUCCACCAGAAAGCCAAGACGCAGAGAAGCCCAAGGCAAAUGACUUUGAGUAA